AUGAGUGCAAAGCACGAAGCCCUGCACGCAGCAAUCUGGGGCGGCGCUGCCACCAACGGACCAGCGCCCCUGUCGAUUGGCCGCCAAUACGUUGCAGCUGCGCUGCGCUUUGUCUUGCUUCUUGCGUCGGCGGCGUACGAGAAUGCAUGGACAACGGACGCGGCCAAGGCCACCGCGAUCGCGCUCGCGCUGUACCUCUUGGCGUUCGUCCUCUUUGCAAGACGCCAGCUACCACUCUACAUUCGGCUGGUCUUCUUCCUGACGAUGCUCAGCGCGUUCGCCGACGUUGGCCGCCCGCUUGUGCAAUUGCGAGCUCGAGAGCCCAUGGACUGGCCUCAAACGAGCUUGUUUGCUGCGACGUUGUGCGUUGCGUGUGCCAGUGUUUGCGUCAACAUUCACAUCUUGUACCAAGUUGUACAGCAGUCGUUCGCCAACAAACAACGUCGCAAGCAAGGUUUGGCCAAGAAGCAGUCGUAG
Messenger RNA from Saprolegnia parasitica CBS 223.65, 477 nucleotides. RefSeq lists its product as hypothetical. Bases 1 to 477 code for a protein of 158 amino acids. The record is from RefSeq and is a predicted model, not a curated record. The transcript has 4 exons. Lineage: Eukaryota; Oomycota; Saprolegniomycetes; Saprolegniales; Saprolegniaceae.